Molecule: messenger RNA, 1683 nt
Organism: Acanthocheilonema viteae
Lineage: Eukaryota; Metazoa; Nematoda; Chromadorea; Rhabditida; Onchocercidae
Source: the annotation of a GenBank genome assembly
AUGGUAGGAGUGAUAAGUAUUAGUGACAAUGUUAGAGAACUUGAUGUAUUUCCUCCAAUUAUGAAUUUAAUUUCUCGAAGUAUCAUUCGUAAUAUAUCGAAUGAUUUAUGGAUGGCAACAGAAACGAUGGAUGUAUUGAAUUAUGAUUGGAAUGUUAAGUGGUAUCAUUCGAUGCCGAUUGAUCAUUUCAGUUAUCGAGCUGUUGAAAUUUUUAGUCUUAAGUAUUUAGUAAAUUAUUCCUAUUUUCACUGUGGUGGACCACUAUUUUUCUAUGUUGGCAACGAAGGUGCUGUUGAAUCAUUUGCACAAAAUACGGGUAUUAUGUGGGAUCUAGCACCAAGCUUUCAUGCUGCUAUCGUAUUCGCAGAACAUCGAUAUUACGGUGAAUCAAAACCAUACGGAGAACGAAGUUAUACGAGUGUUUCACGAUUGGGAUAUUUAAAUGAUAUCCAAGCAUUGGCUGACUUUGCAGAAUUAAUUUCGUUCCUAAGAACUGAUCAAGGGGAACUUGGCUUUUGUCCAACUGGUACCGAAAUACCGGUUAUCGUAUUCGGUGGUUCAUAUGGUGGCAUACUUGCUGCAUGGUUUCGCAUGAAAUACCCGCAUAUUGUAGAUGGAGCUUGGGCAUCCUCAGCUCCGAUAAGGAAUUUUUAUGGAACAGGUGUAAAUCCGGAUCGUGUGAGUAACAUAACAACAACCAAUUAUGUAAAUAGUGGAUGUGAUCGGGAAGUAUUUUCAAAAGGAUUCUCCGCAAUUGAGAAAUUAUCAGAAACAGAAGAAGGUCGAAAGAAAUUGAAUCGAAUAUUUCACUCAGAACCAGGCUAUGAAAUGGAAAGCUCUCAUGAUUUCAUAAAUCUCUAUUCCUAUAUUUAUGCUGCUAUUUUUUACAUGGCUAUGAGUGAUUAUCCAUAUCCAACUAAUUUCCUCACACCUUUACCUGGUUAUCCGGUUAAGUAUGUUUGUCAAAAUGCUACGAAAGCUAAAACAAGUGAUGAAGGAUUGGCAGAACAAUUAUAUAACAUAAUUAAUGUUUAUUAUAACUAUACGGGACAGCUUAGUUAUCAUUGUUUCACAGACGGUUGUCAAAAAUUGACACCUUUCCAUAAUCAUGAUGAAGAUACUGCUUGGAAUUGGCAAUGUUGUACAUCAUUGACAGUGCAAACUUGUGAUCGAGGUGGAGAAAAUGAUUUUUUCUUGAAUACCUGUGGUAAUUCAGACAGCUUAAUCAAUACCGAUAUGAAAUAUUGCACUAAAUUAUUUGAAAAUAUUGGUUACAAUAGUAAUUUCUUCAAAUAUGAAGAUGCAAUGAUACGUUAUGGAAUGACAUAUAAUGCUACGAGCAAUAUUAUAUUUUCGAACGGUAAGUUAGAUCCAUGGUCCGGUGGUGGUAUUUACGAAAAUUCACCUGGUAUUAUGGAAGCAAUGAAGAAAGGUGUUUACAUUUUUCAUAUGUCAGAUGCAGCACAUCAUCUUGAUUUGCGUGCACCAAAUACAUGUGAUCCACCAUCUGUGACAUAUGAACGAUUUCAGGUUGUAAACAUAUUAAAAUGUUGGGUUUAUAAAAAUUGUACUGAACUACCAAAAUCUAAUCCACUACCGGAUAAUAUUGAUUGGCAAGUACCACAUAAUUGUCAAUUUAUCAAAUACGGCUAUCCAUGGGGAUAUAUGCAAUCGAAGAAGUGA